GGAAAGCUCAUUGGAUGGGAGCUCUAAACCAAACAAGAGUGCCUGAAUUUGUCUUCUUGGGACUCACUGACAACUGGGUGCUGGAGAUACUGUUUUUCGUGGCAUUCUCAAUCACUUAUACGCUCACCGUUUUGGGGAACAUUCUCAUCAUUAUUACCAUUUUCUUUACUCCACGUCUCCACACCCCCAUGUAUUUCUUCCUGAGCAAUCUGUCCUUAAUUGACAUCUGCCACUCAUCUGUCACCGUGCCUAAGAUGCUGGAGGGUUUGCUUUUAGAGAGAAAGACCAUUUCCUUUGAUAACUGCAUGGCACAGCUUUUCUUCCUACAUCUUUUUGCCUGUGCUGAGAUCUUUCUGUUGACCAUCAUGGCGUAUGAUCGUUACGUAGCUAUCUGCACUCCAUUACACUACCCCAAUGUAAUGAACAUGAGGGUCUGCGUACAACUUGUCUUUGCUCUCUGGUUGGGGGGCACUGUUCACUCACUAGUGCAGACCUUCUUGACCAUUCGUCUGCCCUAUUGUGGCCCCAACAUUAUUGACAGCUAUUUCUGUGAUGUGCCUCCCGUCAUCAAGCUGGCCUGCACAGACACGUACCUCACAGGAAUGCUGAUCGUGUCCAAUAGUGGAACCAUCUCUCUCACUUGUUUCCUGGCUUUAGUGACUUCCUACACAGUCAUCCUGGUUUCUCUUCGAAAGCAGUCAGCUGAUGGACGUCGGAAAGCCCUGUCUACCUGCUCAGCCCACUUCAUGGUGGUCGCUCUUUUCUUUGGGCCAUGUAUUUUCCUCUACACUCGGCCAGACACCAGCUUCUCCAUUGACAAGAUGGUGUCUGUCUUCUACACUGUGGUCACCCCUUUGCUGAAUCCUCUCAUUUAUACCUUGAGGAAUGAGGAGGUAAAAAGUGCCAUGAAGCAGCUCAGGCAGAGACAAGUUUUUUCAUGAA
Molecule: messenger RNA, 942 nt
Organism: Marmota flaviventris (yellow-bellied marmot)
Lineage: Eukaryota; Metazoa; Chordata; Mammalia; Rodentia; Sciuridae
Product: olfactory receptor 4E2
Biological process (GO): G protein-coupled receptor signaling pathway
Cellular component (GO): membrane
Molecular function (GO): olfactory receptor activity; G protein-coupled receptor activity
Source: RefSeq, a predicted model, not a curated record